Closterium sp. Yama58-4 is the source of this 2109-nucleotide messenger RNA. The record is from the annotation of a GenBank genome assembly. NCBI's taxonomy places the organism in Eukaryota, Viridiplantae, Streptophyta, Zygnematophyceae, Desmidiales, Closteriaceae.
AUGCUUGUCGCAACAAGCCACGUGACGCGGUCGCGAAGGGACCAGAGAGAGGGCACAUACGUGUCCACGACUCGAAAAGGCCAGUACACCGUAGUGGGGGCUGCCUGUUGGAGCAGCGGUUACACUUUGAACACUCCACGUGGAGCGAAGAGCUGUUCCCUGCGCAUGCGUCAAGAUGAGCUACCGCUGCCCUGCCUGCAAGUGCCAUGUACCGGGGGUGACUUUGUGUCAGGGGAGCAUUUGGAUCAUAGUGCUUCUAGCAACGUCAGUUCCAAUGAUUCCGAGAAUGCAAGUUUACCAUGUGAUGCUGAUGAUUAUACAGUGCGUGAUGACACCCAGGAGGGAAGUGAUGGGAAUGUGUUGCCUAAGAACGUUGGAGGUGCAACGUCGCCCGAACCACCCUUCAACGGCAGGGAUGCAUUCGCGCAUUGGUUGCUAGCCAACAACAUCUCCCAAAAGGCAAUCAAGGCCUUGUUUGACAUUCUCUUCCACCAUGCAUUUGAGCUCUCUCAGCUGACAGGAUGGAAGUCUGCGCGCGAUGUCCAACAGUACGUCGAAUCACGGGCCCCGGAUAAGCAUCGCGGUUGGAGACGCAAAACCGUUCGAGCGGGGAACAAGGCGUGGCUAGAAUAUUGGUACUGCGAUGGACUCGUCGCUCUUCAGGAUCUACUUAAGGACCCCAAGCUCGCUCCAAAGAUGAGCAUGGAGGCUCGUGUCGUUAAAGAUGGAGUCAUGCGAGUUUUCUCAACACCCGAAACCGCGCUAUGGUGGGAGGAGCUUCAAAGGAAGAUAGAUGAAGUGAAUCCGGAAGGUGUUGUCGCUGCUCUCAUUCUUGCAAGUGAUGAGACCCAUAUGGAUCAGCGUGGAAAGGCUAAAGGGCAUCCUGUGUAUUUGACACUAGGAAAUAUUGACAAGGACGACAGGUGGAAGCCCUAUGGGCACGUCUUGCUUGCCUUGCUCCCGGAGUAUCCCGCAGAGUAUGAUUCCCUAGAUAGGACACAAGUCUUCCAUUACAUCAUGAAUGAGGUGGUAGCGGGGUUGAAGCGUGCUUCUCAUACGGGUAUAGACAUGGUCGACUCGACGGGGAAAACAAUCAACGUGUGGCAUGUCACGGAUUACCCGGAAUCGUGCAAGGUAACGUGCACGAAGUCGGGUUCGACGAACUUUCCUUGCUCGCUAUGCAAGGUUCACAAGGACAAGCUUGCGCUGUUCACCGAUCGCAUUCAAGCGCGGACGCCAUCGGAGCAACGCUCCAUUGUCCACUCGGUGCGGACAAACACGAUCCAGCCGGAUCACGAUGAAGCCAUUUCGACUCACCCGGUUCAGAGUUACCUUUGGGGAUGGCGGUGGGAGGCGGAGAGCUUGCUCAACCCUUAUCUUGCGGUGCUUCCUGUUAUCAUGCAUCAAGCCGACCUAGGCCUUUUCGAGCACAUUGUUGAUAGCAUUCGAGCGCACAUUCGGGAACACUAUCCCAGGAAGAUGAAGUUGCUAGACCAACGUCUAAAACAGCUUAGAAAGUCCACCCGUGGUGGAUGCAUGAGGCUGCCAUCGGGUGAAUACUUCGCCAAAGAUGGAAGCUUUGGUUUCGUACAUCGAGUGGUACUUGGAGUGCGCACGUGCAAGCGAGCACACCGAUGGCAGUCUGCUCGACUUGAAGACCAAGGCUCACCGGAUGCUCUACGGUUUGACUACACAUUUCCCGCAGACAUCGAACUGAAACUUCAUCAAGAUGCAUCUCGUCAGCCACUUCAUAGAUACGAUACGGCGUUCGGGCUUGCCCGACCACUACUCUGCACAACUCUACGAGCAUUUGCACAUCGAUCCAUUGCACCCAUGCUAGCCAAGAAGAAGACGUACGACACAGCCAUGAUCAAGGCACAGCGGACAGGCGUGCGUGUGCUCUCGCGACGGUCUUGGCUCCUACAUGUCCCUCGCGGUCGGACAGUUGCUCCUUUUUGCGUCCCGAACGCCGCACAACCAAAGCGUGACGAAAAGUUGGAGAAGGAGAUUAGGGCAGAUUUGGCACACCUAAGAUCGGCCCUCGACGCUGCCCCGGCGUGCAACAACAAGGGCGAGAACAUACAGAGCAUACAGGCUGUAGUGGGGUAG